Arabidopsis arenosa is the source of this 876-nucleotide messenger RNA. The record is from the annotation of a GenBank genome assembly. NCBI's taxonomy places the organism in Eukaryota, Viridiplantae, Streptophyta, Magnoliopsida, Brassicales, Brassicaceae.
GUUAGCCAAAAACGGACCUAGGGUUUUCGUCUGUUGCAGUCACUGUUUCUGAACUCUCUCCUAAAGCCUCUAUAUUCGCCGGAUUGUUCAUCUCCAAGAAUCUGUCAUCUCCGAAUAAACCAAUCUCGAGUGUGAAUUUGUAACAAUGAGUAAACGAAAGCGUCCGGAUCCGAAAUCAUCGGGAAGUAAUCUAAACGAACCACACGAGAAGCUUCUUCUCAAUCUGAUUCGAAGCAGCCAAGAAAAGGGCGUAACGAUGAACGAAUUGAAACGCGAUAAAACUAUCCCAGCAACUAUGAUUUCUCGAUUGACUACUUCUCUUAAGAAGAAGAAUCUCAUCAAAGAAGUAGCAAGCAUGAACAACAGAGGUGUCAAACAUUUUCUAGCUAUGGAGUUUGAGCCUAGUAAGGAACUUACUGGUGGGGAAUGGUACAUUGAUGGAACGCUUAACCUGUCGAAAAUCGAAGAUUUGAAGGCGAAAUGUGUUAUGAUUUUGGAGAGGCAUAGGCAUAGAGUUGUUACGUUGGAGGUGAUGUGUGGGUAUUUUGUUAAAGAAGAGAAGUUGAGUGUAGAACAGACUAAGGAGAUACUUAAGAACUUGGUUUUGGAUAAUGUGAUCAUGGAGGUGAAGAGUAAUGGAUUGAAUGAGUUUGCUUCUACGAGAAUCGGAGAAGUUUGCUACAAGUUGACUGGUAAGAAAUCCGGUAAUGGUGAAGCCAGAGCUGGAGCUUUUGCUUCGGUGCCUUGCGGGGCUUGUCCGCAUAUAGGGCUUUGUUCACCUGACGGUGUUAUCUCUCCGACUACAUGUGUUUAUUUCCAGAAAUGGUUAGACUUUUAGCACUCUCUGUUUUGUUUUUCUGGGUUUAAUACUUAAGA